AUGUCUACUCACGCUACGGCUGAGCGGUGGCCUCCGGACUUAGAGGCGGGAACACCGAAUCCGUCCAAUCUAGGCGAGCUCUGGAACGUCGCCCUCCAGCGCCACGAGCAAGAGACUGGAAUAAAGCUGCUCAAGAGCGCGAACGCAAAGGAUUUUCCACUUCGCCCUGCCACUGCCGAAGAAGUCCUUGCGAUCUUUGCGGCACAGAGCCAGUCGUUCGAGGCGUUCCGAGCGCGCGGUCGAAAGGUUCUGCAGGUGUUGAAACCCAUCGUCCACUUCAUCUGUCUUUUCAUCGAUUCCGGGGCUGAGGCCGGUUCAGAUACGGUACCAGGAGGCAAGGCGAUCUUCGUUGCUAUCAGCGUACUUCUGCAGGCUACGAAGGGCGUGAGCGGCCUCUAUGACGUCGUUGAGCAUCUUUUCCGAGAGAUGGCGAGUUAUCUCAACCGCGUUCCGAUCUAUCUGGAUUCGUCAACGACGUUGGCCCCUGCUCUGAUGAACAUCCUCGUCAAGGCCUGUAUCCAAGUACUCGAGGUACUUGCGGUAACCACGAAGUAUUGCAAUUCGAGCACUAGGGGUCUUUGGGGGGCCGUUUCGCGGCGCACAAGGGAUUAUCUACGCGAGUUCAUUGGAGGUAGCGAAGUGAAAACAGCGCUCGAGAAGUUACAGCACCUCACGAAUGCAGAACUUUUGGCGGCUGUGGCGCAGAUUAACACUAUCGCACGCGACAUUCAACCGAAGAUACGCUUCGUUGUGAAUGAAUCAGUCAUCAGUGGUCUUCGUGUGUGGCUUGAGCCGCCAAAUGCGCAACCGCGCAACUGGGAGAAGAAGCGGCGUCUCGAUAGCUGUGCGUGGUUCUUCGGCGACAACAAGUGGGAGAGUUGGAUGGCGCAAAGGAACGGGGUGUAUUGGAUAUACGGCAAUGCUGGCGCUGGAAAGAGUGUCCUGUGUUCGUCGAUCAUCGAGAAGCUCAAGCAGGACUCUGCGUUUCCUUUGGUGUACUUCUACUUUGACUUCAGUGACAAUGCGAAGCAAGACUGUCGUUCACUGGCUGCUUCUUUGGUCUUUCAACUGGCAGCCUGCUCCGAAGCCUGCCAGGGCUAUCUUCAACGACAGCAGACGACUACAUCUCCGACCUACGAUGAGCCACCCGUCAUGCUGUCGAAUCUGGUGAAACUUGCUGGAUACGUAUUCAUCAUGAUUGACGCACUGGAUGAGUGCCCCGAGCAGGAGCGGGACAGAGGUUCUGCUCGCUUUCUUCGUCCUGAAGCCGACAUCUGGGUCCUCUUGUCAUCUGUCACUCAUAUACUCAGCCUUAACGACGCUCGACAGCAUCAGGAGGACGUGAGCGCGUUCAUAGCCUCUCGACUCGACCGAGACGAGCACCGCUGGGCGCCCGACGUCAAAGAUAAGAUACGCAAAGCCCUCAUCACAAGGUCCAACGGAAUGUUCCUAUGUGUCGAUCUCCAGUUACUGCGAUUACGAGACUGCAUCUCGAUCGCCGACGUCGAAGGCGCCUUGGACGAGCUGCCUUCCGACCUAAACGACAUGUACACGCGCAUCUUACAGAGAUCUAAUCCAUCAAAGGCUUCAGUGGAGCGGCGUCGUCGUGUAUUUCAAUGUGUCGCUUCCGCGCAGCGUCCGCUUUAUAUCGCUGAAGUGAUCGAGAUAUAUUGCAUGAACUUCAACUCUCGUACUCCCCUCAUCCCGGUCCAAGACUGCGAGAGAUUCAUACUCGAGAAGUGCCCAGGACUCCUAAACAUAGUUGAUUGGACGAAUUUGUAUGGCGCUCAACACAGAGCUGUCCAAUUCAUUCACUUCUCUGCCAAGGAAUACCUCACGUCCACCGAUCUCGAGAGCACUACAACUCCUGCACAUCGCUACGGCUUCGAUGACUACUCCGCCAAUCUUACGCUCGCAAAGAUCUGCCUCUCGGCCCUCCAGGUUGACAUAGAUACCCCACCCCUGAGCUUACGUGCAUAUGCGGACUGUUAUUGGGCUGAGCACGUAUCAUCUCGCAAUGAAGACGAUCUCGGCGAUCUUCUCGAUGCUUUCCUUCAGAUAGACUCACCUUCUUUCGCCCGCUGGUCUGGCCCUGGUUCGGAGCAUGGCCAGGACACCGCCUUCCAUCGCUCGGUCAGGUUGAAUCUAUGCCAUCAUGCAGAAAGGAUUAUGGCACAGAUAUUGAGCGACCCAUCUGCUCCCAACCAAUCUCUCCUCACAAUUCCGGAUCAGUACGGUAGAUCUGCGCUGCAUGUAGCAGCGUCUUUGAGACAUGUUGAGAUGUGUCACCUACUGCUCAGCCACGAAGCCCUCGUCAACAGCACCGACAGAGACGGAGACACUCCUGUGCACAAUGCCGCAUCGGAGGGACACUCGGAUAUCGUCCGUGUGCUUCUGGAACAUCCCGCAGCGGAUGGGGCAGAUCCUACCGCUCGAUCUCGUGUCCGCAAUGAGAAUGGGCAAACCCCGUUGCACCGGGCCGCAUAUCGGGGACACGUCGACGUUUGUCGCCUGUUGCUCAGUCACGGAGCGCUCGUCGACAACAGUGACGAAUGCGGGAACACUCCCGUACACUUUGCCGCACAGGAAAAAGAGCCGGAAAUCGUCCGUUUACUCCUAGCGUAUCGUGCGAAGGACGCGCCACAAGUCCUGCCAGCCGCGCGGAAGCUUAGGGAGAACUUGCGCAGGCAUGCCGAGCAGGAGCCAAAAAGGCCGUGGGGCGCCAUUCUGGAGGACUUCGCGUCUCAGCUCGAGGACCAUGCAAAUGGGUCAGACUGA
This is a messenger RNA of Peniophora sp. CBMAI 1063, 2778 nucleotides long. NCBI's taxonomy places the organism in Eukaryota, Fungi, Basidiomycota, Agaricomycetes, Russulales, Peniophoraceae. The record is from the annotation of a GenBank genome assembly.